Messenger RNA from Maylandia zebra (zebra mbuna), 6657 nucleotides. RefSeq names its product slingshot protein phosphatase 1b (gene ssh1b). Gene Ontology annotation, molecular function: phosphatase activity; actin binding. The record is from RefSeq and is a predicted model, not a curated record. Gene Ontology annotation, biological process: negative regulation of actin filament polymerization; protein dephosphorylation. NCBI's taxonomy places the organism in Eukaryota, Metazoa, Chordata, Actinopteri, Cichliformes, Cichlidae.
UGUGUUUUUGUUUGUCUGUCUGCACACCAGCGAAGAAAUCACAGAGUCUGCUGCUGCUGGCGCGGAACGAAAACCCAGGAACUCUCUCUUCUCUCACUUUCCGCCCAUGAGGACUCCGGUAACCGCAGAGGACGCACGGAGCAGGACCGAAAGGGAGCACGGCCGGGGCAGUGGAGUCAGGUGCUGCUGCUGGAUGAGAGUCUGACUAGGCAUUUUCUCCCCGGUGACAGCGACAAUCUCAGCGGCGCAUCUUCCCGGAUAGGCGCUCCUCCUCCCCUCCCUUCCCUUCUCCUCUCCUCUCCUGCAGCUCACUGACCAUGGCUCUGGUGACACUGCAGCGCUCUCCCACCCCCAGUGCUGCAUCGUCGGCUAGCACGACCAACAGCAGUGCGGGGGAGGAUUUCGGAAGCGAUGAUGAGAGGAAAAAUAAUCAGAGCCUCAGCGAGAGCUUCUUCAUGGUCAAAGGAGCCGCCCUCUUCCUCCAGCAAGGUGGCAGCACGCAAGGACCAAAGACCCCGACCCACCACAAACAUGCAGGUGAUUUGCCUCAACAUCUGCAGGUCAUGUUUAAGAUUCUCCGGUCUGAAGAUCGCAUUAAGCUGGCUGUGCGGUUAGAAAGCAGCUGGACAGAUCGAGUGCGCUAUAUGGUGGUUAUCUACACCACUGGCCACCAAGAUACAGAGGAAAACGUCGUCCUGGGAAUGGACUUUACAGAUAAGGACAGUAAGAAUUGCUCUAUUGGGAUGGUGCUGCCGCUGUGGAGCGAUACCAACAUACAUUUAGAUGGAGAUGGAGGCUUCAGUGUGAGCACAGCAGGGCGGUCACAUGUCUUCAAGCCUGUGUCUGUGCAGGCCAUGUGGUCCGCCCUGCAGGUCCUCCAUAAGGCAUGCGAGGUGUCCCGCCGGUUCAACUACUUCCCAGGGGGCAUUGCUCUCACAUGGAUGGCCUUCUACGAGAGCUGCAUCACCUCCGAGCAAAGCUGCAUCAAUGAGUGGAAUGCUAUGACCGACCUGGAGAGCACCCGGUCUGAUUCUCCCACCAUGUUCGUCGACCAGCCAACUGAGCGAGAGAGAACUGAAUGUGCCAUUAAAGCCAAACUACGCAACAUCAUGAUGUUUCAAGACUUGGAAAACAUCACCUCAAAGGAGAUCCGUAACGAGCUGGAGCAGCAUAUGAACUGUAACCUCAAAGAAUACAAGGAGUUUAUAGACAAUGAGAUGCUUUUGAUCCUCGGUCAGAUGGACAAGGCUACACUUAUCUUUGACCAUGUCUAUUUGGGCUCUGAGUGGAACGCUUCCAACCUGGAAGAGCUACGUGAGUGUGGAGUGGGUUUUAUUCUGAACGUUACCAGAGAGAUCGACAACUUUUUCCCAGGCUUGUUUUCUUACCACAAUGUCCGAGUGUACGACGAGGAUGCCACUGACCUGCUGGCCCACUGGAAUGACACUUACAACUUUAUCGUCAAAGCCAAGAAGAAUAAUUCCAAGUGCCUGGUGCACUGUAAGAUGGGGGUGAGCCGGUCUGCCUCUACUGUUAUUGCCUAUGCAAUGAAGGAGUAUGGCUGGUCUCUGGAGAAAGCCUACAACUUUGUCAAGCAGAAACGGAGUAUAGCUCAGCCAAACGCCGGCUUCAUGAGACAGCUGGCAGAGUAUGAGGGAAUUCUAGAUGCCAGCAAACAGCGUCACAACAAGCUAUGGAGGCCUGGAGCAGAUGAGGAGGGAUCGGAUGAUUUGCAAGCCUCAGGCCAUUGUGCCGGUGGAGGGGAAACACUCAGAGAAGAGGAAGCCUGGGGAGGCUGCGGGGCAUCUCCCUGUAGGGGUAUGGGUCUGGAGAUGGAACCUCUAGACUCUCUUAACUAUAAUUAUUACUUUAGACGUUUGUCAGACUCCGCACUUGACAGUGAGCCUUCCACUCCAGUUCGGGGACCCCCUCUGCUCGGUAUGGAAAGAGUUUUUAUUGAGAUUGAAGAUGUAGAGAGAGAUGCCCUGCUGGAGGACGAGGGUUUCCCCAUGGCCCAUUUAGCCCUGCCUGGUGAGGGCACCGCAGCCCAGACCUGUGGACGCCUUGAUCCCCUCGAGGACAUGAGGCUGAGGCUCGAGUUCAGUACUUUGGAAGAAGAGGAUGAAGAAGAAGCUAAGAAAGAGGAAGCUGAGAUGGCAGCUUUGGCUCAAAUGCCUGGAAAUUCAGAGGGGAAGAAAAUGGGGGAGGAGGAUGAGAGGAGCGAGGAAAGCCGGUUAGGGUUAGCCAACCUGAACACCAACAACAGUAACCGCCUAGCAGCCAAGCGCAGCUGUCCUGCAGCUUUUGAUGACAGUGGUAGCACAGGAAACCCUUUAAAAGUGAAGCCCUCCUAUCAGUCCUGUAAGGACUGCAUGCGUCUACCGCAAGGGCGGCGCUGUGACCGUCCAACAGGAGGCCGUCCCCACCGCCUUAACCCUUCCCGCCACUGCACUGUCCCUUCCAUAUGCAUAGAUCCGCCUGGAACGAAUUUUGCUUCCACAUCGAGUCUGCAGUCUCUUUCCAGCCCUGCAGUUGUACCACCUAACUUGAUCCAGCCCUCUACUCAACUGUACCGCUGUUCCACCUGUGCCCCUGACGUCACAGCUGUUCCCCUAACCAACCACCAGAAACUGGCCUCACCCAUGAACUGUGAGGAGGCGCCUCCUGACCGCAGCUCAGUGGAAACGGAGGACAUGGAUGAACCGCAGGGUGAACAAGUGUUAAGGGAGUGUACUGACGCCAUCAGUGACGCUGAAGAUUUAAAAUUACAACCUGGUGGAGCAGUAGAGCUCCCGCAGCUGCAAAUGCCAGGACUGGGGAUAGAAUUUGGUCUGGAACUGAUGCGACAGAGGGCAGAGCAGCUUGAGAAGCUGCCAAGCAUGGCCAUGGAGGCCAGCUCUCAGUAGGACACCUGCCUUAACACGGUGGCUCAAGCAAAGAUGAGAUGGGGGGAUGAGAAGUGGCUUGCCACUGUCUCAGUCUCUUUAAUGGCUUUGAGAAGUUAAAACCUGCUGCUGUGGUACCACGAACAAAGCACUGUGCUGAUCUCCACUCUAAUGUCUCGGCUCCAUUUAAACAAGCUGCAGAAGCUCAGUGCAUUGACAGAGAGAGCUCCGUCGUAGACUUCCGGCAUUGAGAUCCAGAUGAGGCCGAUUGCUUUCACUAUGUGCUUAAGGCCUGGAUGCUUCAGAUCGAGCCAGGGUGGAAGACUUUCCCGUGUGUUUGAGGCCGCCGUGGGCUAUUCGAACUGCCUUUCUCACCACACGUGCAGGAUCAUCCCCUUUUCCCACUCCCCAGCCGAGACGAGCAUUACGCCGCCAUGUUGCCAUCAGAAGACAAGUUUCAGUGCAGCAGUGGCAGUUCGUAACAUCUAGUUGUGGUUCCUUUAUGACUCCUCAGAGUGCUUUAUUUAAAUGUCGAUGAAAAGAAAAAUACAGAAGUAGCACGCUUCUGUCAGUGUACUCUGUUUCCAGUAUUCAUGGAGGAGCUCAAUAAGUAAUUAUAGCUGAGCCACUGUUUCCUCAUAUUACUACAGAUAACUGAACCAUCACUGAGCUUAACUUAUAUUUUACCUGCUGCAGCUGCUUUUGCAUCGUGAGAGAACAUUUCAUGUGAAAGCAUACUAGUUUAUAUGAAAGAAAAAAGUGGAUGUGACCGUAGCCUUUUUAAUGCCUCUUUGUGAAGCACCGUACCUCGGGCCAGGAGCGUCUCAGACUGUUUUUGGUCAAAGACUGUUUUGUUCUUUCUGCUCAGCGGCUACUUCACCCUGACCUCCUCCAAUAAAGUUAAUCUAAUCAUGUACUGAAAGCGCUUAGUUUAGUCCACGCAUGACUUUGCAGUAUUACAUAACAUAUCUCCAACACAUUUACACACAAAUGUAUCGAACAACAACAAACUUCUACUUGAGUUUUUUAGCAUUUGAUUUUCUAAUAAUUGGUUACAUUGUAAGUAACAACAAAAAAAGGUGCAUUCGUUUUUCAAGUGGAUUUUGAAUUGAUUCAGCCUAACCUGAUCAAUCAUCUUAUGCAUAAGAGAAUGACAGAAGAUUGAAAGGCAUUUAGACCCCGAGCAACAACCAGAUCAUUUCUGAUGUAACCAAAGCUGUAACAUGCACGGACACUCGGAUUGCAUCCACAGAUAUUUUUAAAUUCACACAAAUCACAUAUACAGUAGAUUAUGCAGUUGAGCACAACUCUAGUAUCCAUUCACACCAUGCACAGUCAUACGAAAACAGACCAGGAAAUCAAAAAAAUAUAUUUUUUAAUCUCUUGAAAGUUUAAGGGAUUAGUUGCGUUUGUUCGCCGUGUCAAGUGGAGCCCAUCCCUGUGUAAUGUAUAACUUAUUUGCUCUAAUGAUAACAUUUGAUCCACGUGUCAACUGGUUAUGCUGUAAAAAUUUGUUCAUAAUAUACUGUGAAAUUGAAAAAAGUAACUCCAGUCACUCCUAUAUGAAAAUCAGAUGAUAUUUAUAACUUAUUGUACUGGAUUUCCUUUAUUUUAAAUGCAGAGAAGGUAAUCUAUGACAUCAAGAUGAUUGCAAAGCUUAGCACAUGCAGGUUUACACACGUGUCCCAGGCAGUUAUUUCAGAGCUUUUUCUAAUUUUUUAUUUAUACUUUCUUUCUUUUUUUGUUCUUUUUUUUUUUUUUUUUUUUUACAGUGUCGCAUAGCCUAAGGCUUCUUCUGGUUUGUUUGUUUUUAAAGCUGUUUCCUAAGUGGUGUGCCACAAAUCCAAAGUUGCUGUGCCACAAGGUUUAUUCUCUGUAAAAUUCUCUGUUUGGUUGCUCUUGUGUCGAUUCCCUUACUGGCGCGCUGGGUGUGCUGCUAAAGGAUGCCUGUUUGUCUGCAGAGAAAGCGUGUGCACGAUGUAUUACUGUGUUUAGCACUUAAGAAAAAUGAAAACUGUGCAAAGAACGAAUGCAAAUCAUUUGGUUAUCUUCAACUGUGCAUUUAUUCUUUAUUUUUGUGGAAAUUUGGUUUGUUUUUAAUUCGAUAAGUAUGAACAACAGUGCAACCUCUGUUCCUUUUUCUCCCCGGACUAACUGAAUCAGAGGGAGCUGCAGGUUUGCUCCACUAAUUAGAUUAAAAUAUUUUGGUGCUCAAUUUAAGCUGGUCUUUUCCUUCACAUGGCCAUUUGAGUGUUACGUAACACAAGAUGAUUGAAAGAGCUUGCAACUGAACAACUUCAAACUGAAAAGAGUUUGAAUUCAGAAAUUGUAACAAGUGAUGAACUUGCAAAGGUUUGUGAAAGACAGAUUAAGGAAAUAUCAUAUGGAGCUAAAAAACUGGUAUGCUUUAAUGUAAGUAUGAAGCUAUAGCCAUUAUCCAGUUAGCUUAGGUUAGUGUGAUGACUGGAAGCAGAAACUAAGUUUAUGGGUCUCUGUGUAAUCCACCAAUUUAUUUCACUACUUGACAUAUUAUCUUACUUAAAAAAUGUGAAAAAUCUUCUUUUUUUGUUUGUUUUUGUUGUUUUUAGUUUUCAUGCUACGCUAACUAGCUUCUGACUAUACCAAUCAAAUGCCAAGGUGGUGUUGAUUUUGUCGAAGUAAGCAUACUUUAUCAAAUUUCAAACUAUUUCUUUAAUGUAUUAAAGGUGGGAUUCCACGUUAAGCCAGUUUUUAGCAUUUUAAAGCUCUUGGCACAUGGACCUGAUUAAGGUUGACAAAAUUCCUGCAUCCCUGCACCACAGCACUAUGUUUGGCUGGUUUUGUCCCUUUUUUUCUAUUUAAGUGCCUUAACCUCAGCCUUAGCUCUAACAUAAAGCAUCACAGGCUUUGCAAAUUUUCUGUGAGUGUGUUGAUGGUCUGGCUUUUUGUACAUUACUUAACCUCACUCCCAAUAAUAACCAUUACCCUUUGCAAUGUAUAACUUAGCACAUAUUAUAAUGUAUGCAAACACACUCGAGCUCAUUUACAGCAGCAUCUUCUCCCUCAACGCACUUGGUGGACUUCCAUUUAUUAAUAGCCUCUAAUAAUGAUGUAAUUGUUUGAUAUUGUUGAGACUUGUGGUACAUUGUAUUGGUUCAAUAGCUGAAGAACCUUAUUUGCUGGAAUGAGAACUAUCAUUUACAUUAAACUGUUAGAUAGGAUGAAUUUAUCUUUGAAAUUUACCAGUCUGUACAUAUUUUUCUCUACAAUUUGCUAUUUGAGUAUAUUAGCUUGCAGACAUGGUCAAUAUUUAAGAAGAAAGUAUUAAAAAUGCUACUGUGUAUUGAUAAGUACUCAUAAUUAAGUUCUCGUGUUUGUACCACGCAAAAUAUUUUAUAUAAUCUCUAAUUUAGGCAGUUUUCAGGCUCUAUGGAAAAUGGCUGUGUUUGUUUUAUUGCAUUAGUCCCAGGCAUCAGGCCUCAAAAUGACAAUCCUACUGAAGAGCCAAGCACUGAGGACGUUAAAAACACAUUGUAAUGUAGGGAGGGGGGGUUAUUUGAGGUAUUUGAGUGUAUUUAUAGAGCACAAGUCAGCCCCAAAGCACGUGAGCUUGAGUGGAAGAUGUAAAUAAGUAAAAACCUCCCUGAGAGUAAGAUUUUGUUACGUUUGAUGCUUUUUGUUAACUUUUGUGUACUGUACAUUGCCAAUGUUCAUGUGUAUGCACUUUUUUUACAUUUUGUUAAUAUGUUGUCCAGUCUAAUGUUUAUCAUGGAAAUAAACUAUUUCCUCUGCA